AUGAAAAUGCUCGCGCGCAGCUAUGUCGGGUGGCAUCAGUUAAACAAAGACAUUGAAAGUGUUGUUAAAAGCUGCUGUACUUGUCAGUUGAUGCAGAACGCUUCACCGAAGGCCCCACUACAAACUUGGGGUUGGCCGAGCCGCAGAUGGCAACGAAUACACCAGGAUUUCGCAUUCGCAGACAACAAAUGGCUGUUUGCGCUGGUGGAUGCACACUCAAAGUGGGUUGAAGUGUUCGUCACGAACUCAACAAUCACCGAAAAAACCAUUGAGAAGCUGCGCAGGGUGUUCGCAUCGUAUGGCCUUCCGGAGGAGGUCGUAACGGACAACGGGCCCCAGUUCACUGCGAAGGACUUCACAGAGUUCCUGUGCAAUAACGUAGUGCGGCACACCAGGGCACCGCCGUACCACCCUGCGUCCAAUGGAAGCGCCGAGAGGUGCGUCCAGACGGUUAAACGGGAUCUUAUGAGACAGAUUCUCGACGAAAAGUCAUCGGGCGUCAGCAAGACCCUACAGCACCGCAUACACCUAUUUCUGUUCAGGUACCGGAACAGGCCAACCAUAACCACGGGGCAGACGCCAGCAGAACUGUUCCUGUCGUGGACGCCCCGCACUCGCCUGACUAUGUUAAAGCCAGACCUGGAGAGAGUAACCACAACCACGGGGCAGACGCCAGCAGAACUGUUCCUGUCGUGGACGCCCCGCACUCGCCUGACUAUGUUACAGCCAGACCUGGAGAGAGCACCCUACACCUACAUGAUCAGAGGAAUACCGAAGCUCAGCAAAAAUCUGAAGCUGCUUGGCCUGCUCUACCCCAGGCACACUUCUCAGAGGAUCGACCGCAUCGACUACCGCCGAGCGCUAAUUCGGCAGCAGAUAAUCAAGCUGCCCAAGAUGUCCAAGUCGUUGCUGUUCUGA
Dermacentor silvarum is the source of this 918-nucleotide messenger RNA. RefSeq lists its product as uncharacterized. The transcript is spliced from 3 exons. Gene Ontology annotation, biological process: DNA integration. The record is from RefSeq and is a predicted model, not a curated record. Bases 1 to 918 code for a protein of 305 amino acids. Gene Ontology annotation, molecular function: nucleic acid binding. NCBI's taxonomy places the organism in Eukaryota, Metazoa, Arthropoda, Arachnida, Ixodida, Ixodidae.